Trematosphaeria pertusa is the source of this 1350-nucleotide messenger RNA. RefSeq lists its product as uncharacterized. NCBI's taxonomy places the organism in Eukaryota, Fungi, Ascomycota, Dothideomycetes, Pleosporales, Trematosphaeriaceae. The transcript is spliced from 2 exons. The coding region runs from base 1 to 1350 and encodes 449 amino acids. The record is from RefSeq and is a predicted model, not a curated record.
AUGGCUCCCCUUUACUGGCUCGUAUGGCUGGCGCUAUUUUCCGGUUCCUCGGCCGGCGACGCAUGGGACAACUUCGCCAACAACCUCGCGACCGACCUAGCUCCAAUCUUGCAGCUUUUCGGCGAGCAAGUCUCGAAGCAGUUUCUCUCCGAAAGUACUACCAUUUGGGACAACAUCAUUUUCGCUAUGGCGCCAUUGGGAAUCUUGACAGCUGUGGUAUCCGCUAUUCGGGUCUGUGGCAGCCCGUUACUAAAGGCAUUCGUUGGGAGGGCUCAAGAGGGAGCUGGUAUUGCAGAAGCCGAGCUGUGCUCAUCAACCGGAAGAGACGUUUGCGAGAUGUAUCAGAACGGCGCAAUUACGCGUGUCUUUGGUCGACCCAAGAUCUUGGAAUUCGUUCACGAUCCUCAUCAAGAAAACUUCUACGCCGCGGAAGGAGAGGAAAAAGUCGCUUCGGCUGGACUGUACACCUUCAAGGAGUACUACAAGACUGAACGGGGGAAACGAGAAUGGGUUGAGCUCAGGAAGAGUCCCCGCAAGCGCCCAAGGACAGAAGAGGAUGCGUCCAGUCGCUCACCGGAUGAUUUCGCUCCGAAUCCCAACCUGAUGCUUAAUAUCGGCUUCAGAAAUCCAUCGCGAUGCGUACUCCGUCCAUUUGCGGUUGUCGCAGUACUCAUGCAAGCGUCCGUUAUGGUCUUCGCCGUGGUUGUUCAAAAGUCUCUGAAAUUGACCCGGGAAGGCCGGUUGCCACCACCCUGGGCGCUACCCACUACAAUCAUUGGCACGGUGUUGCUUUGUACGGGAAUGUUCAUGUGCGCGUUUCUGAUCGAACAGAGCACGAUUGAGCGGAUGUUCACGAGACCGAAGGCUCCGACCAAGCACCCUCAACCUCGGUCCGUUAUGCAUUGGAUUCAACCGGGAGGGCAGGUAGUGGGUGACCAGAGCUUCGACUCGUUUGCCUACUCUGACAAAGAUCGUCCGUUGAGACAAUACAUUUCAUCUUGGAGGAAGCCGGUGUCGCAGCAUGAAUCCUUGAUGACGUGGAUCACUGUCAUUAUCACGAUGAUUGGGUUCGUGGUCCAGUUCGUGGGCCUGAGAGGUGUACAUUCGGCCGUGUCUGUAUGUCAAUUAGCCGCUGUCGUCAUCAUGAGCGCGUUACGCGCCCUAUUGAGGACGAAGCGUUUGGAAGGAGACGCAAACCGCAUCCCGUCAGAAUUCAUUCAAAACGCUUCAGGGAGACCGGGCCACGAGCUCGAUUGGCUCGCUUUUGAACUCUGUCAUAUGCAUGGCCAGCUAAAGCCUGUUCAAGACGGGAUGGCAUACUCGUGGGUCCGACAACCGGCCCGCGAAUAA